This is a messenger RNA of Xylona heveae TC161, 752 nucleotides long. RefSeq lists its product as hypothetical. The transcript has a single exon. Bases 288 to 677 code for a protein of 129 amino acids. Lineage: Eukaryota; Fungi; Ascomycota; Xylonomycetes; Xylonales; Xylonaceae. The record is from RefSeq and is a predicted model, not a curated record.
CGUUCCCACUGUGCGCAAAAACUCCGACGGCACCGUCAAGACGACUCACUGGGGCGGACCCGCUUGCCAGAAGAAGGACGUCAGCAUGCCGUUUUUCCUCCUCGCCGGCUUCACUGUUACCAUUAUCGGCGUCAUCUCAUGGGGCAUUGGCCUAUUGUUUAGCAUUGGCAACGAGGAAUUACCGAGCGUUAUUGGUGCAGGCGUCGUUGGUCCUCGUGCCAAGUAGACAUGGGAUUACCCUGUCCCUGUAAUAUUUCUCGCCCUCACUACCGUCCUAAUACAAUGAAAUGACCAUGGCGGGACGUGUUGUUCUUAGAUGGCUGUAUGGUUGUACGUUGCAUGUUGUCGUAUGCACUGGGCCCCUUUGUCAGCCCAAAAUUCACGAAAGCUAUAAUCCGAAGGCGACAGAAUUUCUUUUCUUAAUCUCCAAGAUGAACUCUUUUUUCCCUUUUCUUUCCGAGUCAAGGUUCAUUUCCAGCCUCAAGAUUCCGCCGAAUUUGGCGUUUAUCAGCUACUUUCUAUUUCCUCUCUUGUCCCUUUUUUCUCCUUUUGUCUUUUCCCCAACUUAUUUAAGACGUAUAUACCUUUUUUACGUACUGUACGUAGUCUUUAUUACCGCAAAAUUUAUCAUUUAUCAUUUCUCAAUUCUCUUUUGUCGCAUUUCAAUAAAAUCUUAGCUAUGACCAUUCGAGACCCGAGAGUUACGCUAUAACAUGAAUGUAUCCAAAUGUACACUUGGAACAACAGAGAAA